Messenger RNA from Linum tenue, 1323 nucleotides. NCBI's taxonomy places the organism in Eukaryota, Viridiplantae, Streptophyta, Magnoliopsida, Malpighiales, Linaceae. The record is from the annotation of a GenBank genome assembly.
AUGAAGCACUUGUCGGUAUCCACAAGGUCUCUUUUCCUUCUCUUCGCACUCGUUUUUCUUCUUGCUUUAUAUGUCGACGCUAAAUGUGUCCCUCGCGAUGUAACCCACGACAUAUCGUUGCCCUCCGUUGGUGAUGCUAAUGACUCGAAGAACUCUAAAGAAAUUUCAAAUGCUCAACAGACAACGUCAUCUAACUCCAACGAGAAAAGUAGUGAUGGCGACAACAAACAAAAGGAAGAGAAAAAUUCAGAUGGUGACGAUGGUGAAAAAAAGGAAAAGAAAUCAAAAGAUGAUGAGAAAAGCGACGACGAUGAUGGUGAUAAAAAAGAAAAGAAAUCAAAACAGGACGAGAAAUGCGACGAUGAUGAUGAUGACAAAAAGGAAAAGAAAUCAAAACAGGAUGAGAAAGGCGACGGUGAUGAUGAUGACGACAAAAAGGAAAAGAAAUCGGAAGAUGAUGAAAAAAAGGAAAAGAAGUCAAAGCUUGAUGAGAAAGGUGACGACCAUGAUGAUGACGACAAAAAGGAAAAGAAAUCAGAAGAUGAUGAUAACAAGGAAAAGAAAUCGGACGAUGAUGAUGACGACAAAAAGGAAAAGAAAUCAGAAGAUGAUGACGACAAGAAAAAGAAAUCCGAUGAUGAUGAUGAUGACGACGACAAAAAAGAAAAGAAAUCAAAACACGACGAGAAAGACGACGAUGAUGAUGACAAAAAGGAAAAGAAAUCAGAAGAUGAUGACGACAAAGGCGGCGACGACGACGAUGGUGAUAAAAAGAAGAAGUCACACGAGAAGGAGAAAUGCGACGACGACGACAAGGAAAAUUCUUCGUCGUCGUCGUCAUCGUCAUCAUCAACCCCAAUGGACCCCGUCUUGACCCAGAAAGUAUGCGGGUCGACUCGGUAUCCCAAGGAUUGUUUGAGCUCCAUCGCACCCUUCUACACAGGGGACACGGACCCGGUGUCAGUCCUGAAGAUGGAGGUCCAAGCGGUACGACAGGGUUUCGCGACCGCAAUCGCCAAGGUGAAGCAGAUGAAGAAAGAGUCGGAUGGGAAGUGGAACAAGGGCGCACUCGACACUUGUGUUGAUAACUUCAACAGCGGACUCACGGACUUGGAUAGUGCAUUGGAGGCCAUAACUGACCACAAUAUAAAAACGCUGCAAACAAUGUUGAGUUCAGUGCUGACAUACGUAACAACAUGCGAAGACGCUAUGGACGAGGAUCCAGACUCGGAUGCACUGCCCAAUGUUACCAACAUGGAGCAGAAGCUCACAAACUUGGCUACCAAUAGCUUGGACAUCGCCAACCAGCUCAAUUGGACAUAA